CCGACUAAUAUGGCUUGCAGCAUUUAACGCUUGUUGAACUAAGUCUAGUUCAAACUCCAACCACUACCUAUGCUCGCUUGGUGCUGGUACUUGCAUUGUCUUCUUCGCAUCAGUGCUGUUGUGAACUUGCCAAAAUAGUCAGUGACAUCAGCGCUUCUUGAUGCGCAUCUCAUCCAACCUUCUUUCGAGCCAGGAUUUACAACGUCUCCUUUCCAGCUCUAACGCUGUAAAGCACGCGCUUCAUGCUCCUUCACGAUUCGCGACACGGUAGCCAUCCCCAAGGCGCCUCGACAUCCACUUCAUUGCUCUCCCAGUGCAGAGACCGUUCAUCCACCUUAACCACCUUACGGCCCGCUAAGAAACCUUAUCCAAAAUUACACUUGUCGCCCUUUACAGCAAGUCAGCAUGGCAAGCGACCUCAUACAUCAGAUGGGCGGGCAAAAUCACCAACACGACCCGCUCAUUCACAUGGGCACGCCAGCCCAGCUAGUCCCACGCCCACUGUUCAUCCGUCAGGCUUUCGUGCUCAGCUUGCGCAUCUCUUGCCUCGACAUGCUGUAUUUCUCUUGAGGCUCACCAUACAUGAGCUCAGCAACGUUCCUCUUGUCCACGGAGAAUUUGAGGUGCGAUGGAAGUUUAAGGGGGUAACUUCUGGCGGCGGUCUAUUGGGCAAAGUGAAGGGCAGGGGCAAGGCUAUGGGAAGCACCACCCCGAACGGAGGUGCCAACUCAGCUAAAGGGAAGGAGAAAGAGAAGCCCCACGAAGGCGAGAUGGACGCAGCCGGUGCUGUUGAUGCCUCAGACGCCCAUAGCGUUGCCAACUCCAACUCAACCCACUCACACGAUGCACCCAUUCCCUCAGUAAUCGUAUCUGCAAACACACUAAUAUCCCCUGGUACAUCAUCAGCAUCACCCCAUUCCCGUCUACAUAACGUCAAUGUACCACCACAAUAUCUUUCCGCUGACUGGUUGCCCCAAACUGCCCCACCGGACCCGACACCAUCUCUGGCUAAAUCCCCUCCGACGGCAUAUUCUCCAGCCAAAGGUCACACUGCGUUUGAACAGCUAAGGGACCACGGCGUCGAAUGGGAACAGACGCUUGAUAUUAUGGUGCAGAUGGGUAUCGGUAGGGAAACCAACGAGCUUGGCGGUUGCGAGGCGAAAUUUAUCGUGAUGCAGCGAGUUAUUCCAGGCGAUCCAGAUGCACCACGAAAUCCCCGGCUCGGUGCUGUGAGCAUAAAUCUUGCUCAAUAUGUCGACGCUGGAGUUGUCACCCGCCGAUAUUUGCUCAGGCAGAGCAAGACCAACGCGACGCUCAAGCUCACUGUCCAACUGGAACAUAUUGGGGGCGAAUCGUCAUAUAUUGCCCCACCUCUUCCUAAAGGAGAAAUAUUGAGUGGGAUCGCCGGUUUGCUAGACAAGGACGUCUUUCGAACACGACCACGCACCAUUGACCUUUACGCUCACGACAUCUCCUCAUCCUCCUCGUUAUCCACUAUUUCAACCAACUCAUCGGGAAAACGCGGUCGAAAGAAGAAAAGGCAGAACCCAUUGGAUGCGAACCAGCUUCCAAAUACUCGUGGCGUCCACGGGACGGAGAAGCUGAUCGAAGCAUUAUUUAAUCCAGCGCCAGUCACGCGACCAGGACUCCUCACUCCGUUUACAUACCUACUUGAGCCGGAAGUGCAGGAGCAUGACCAGUCUCGAGAAGGUACCACGGAGGAUGGUCACGUCUGUGGCGAGGAUGAGGAGAGACUCGCAGAAGAGUCUCUGUAUAUGCAUUCUGUGGACCACAACCAUCUUCCGGUGCGCCAGGACUCGGAGAGCGACUAUCAGAGCGUUCACUCAAAGUGGUCCCGCUCAUUACGUGCGCCUUCCAUGAAGAGCAUACGGUCCGUGAAUCGUUCAGGCGUCAACGAGCUCGGAGUGAGCACUGCUAUCUCGAAUACGACUAUCGUCGAGAAGCGGGCUUGGUGGAGGAAGGUGCUUCGUGCGGAAGCUGCAUCAUAAAGAGUUUUCUUACAUCUUAUCAUUGCUUUUCUUGUUAUUCGGGUUUUCGUUACUGCUCAGGGAGGAUAAUUGGGUUUUCAUUUAAAUCUAUAGCUAUUGGCAUUCAUCACACUCCUAUUACGACCAUCGUUCAAACGUUCAUCUACCACUUAUAGAUCGCAUCGCAUUGGUAUGGUACAUAACCAUGUCUAGAUAAUUCUUGCGACACAGGGCGCUGGGCGCCGAAGUAUUCAAACCAAUAUCCACGAGUGAUUUGAUUGCAGAAUCAUCGACGCAUUAUCUAGGAGUAUAUGGUACAGAAUGGCUACGCUAGCCUAUCUGCUGAAUCUGUCACCUAAGAAAGCAUACAAGAGUAGACCUCACU
Messenger RNA from Suillus clintonianus, 2373 nucleotides. Its product is annotated as N-terminal C2 in EEIG1 and EHBP1 proteins-domain-containing protein. NCBI's taxonomy places the organism in Eukaryota, Fungi, Basidiomycota, Agaricomycetes, Boletales, Suillaceae. The transcript has 3 exons. The coding region runs from base 243 to 2009 and encodes 588 amino acids. The record is from RefSeq and is a predicted model, not a curated record.